AUGCUUGGAUGUCUUAGAGGCAGAGUCCGUGCCUGCGCCCGUCGACCUGCGAUAUGUAGCCUUCUUGCGGUGCUGGCAUUACGCUUGCGAGUCCUUCAUCUUGCACUACGACGUGCGAACGUAUUCACUGCCUUGGUUGUCCGUGUGAAUGUGCUUGCGGCAUCGUCCGAUUCCUGGCCGUCCGCGGCGGGGGUGUCUUGUCUUGGGGCUGCGUCGCCGGAAUUCCUCGACUAA
This is a messenger RNA of Purpureocillium lilacinum, 234 nucleotides long. Lineage: Eukaryota; Fungi; Ascomycota; Sordariomycetes; Hypocreales; Ophiocordycipitaceae. The record is from RefSeq and is a predicted model, not a curated record.